AUGCAGCAGCCGGCGCGGCGGCGGAGUCCGGGUGGCGGUGGGGGUUGGGCGGCGGCGGCCACCGUCGACGAGGCGUCCAUGGAGCGCAGCAAGAGCUUCAUCAAGGCCCUGCAGGAGCUCAAGAACCUGCGGCCGCAGCUCUACUCCGCCUCCGAGUACUGCGAGAAGUCCUACCUCCACGCCCAACAGAAGCAGAUGGUGCUGGACAACCUGAAAGACUACGCGGUCCGGGCCGUCGUCAAUGCUGUCGAUCACCUGGGCACGGUCGCCUACAAGUUGACGGACCUGUUCGAGCAGCAGGCUUCGGAGAUCUCAGCCUUUGAGCUGAAGGUGGCACGGCUGAACCAGCAAAUCUUCACCUGCCAGAUCUACGUGGACAAAGAAGGUGCCAGACAGCAGCAAAUGAUGGGAGCAAACAUGAAGCACCACAAGCACUAUAUCCUGCCAUCUACUAGUUAUAAAAGAACCCAGGCUGUUGCACACCUGGGAACAGACACAGAUCAGGAAUCAAAGCCUAGACCUUACCCGUCAGCAAAGACACUUUCUUGGCAUCUGGCAUCAGAUAAUAGCCCUUCAGUAAAUGGUGCACAAAAACCUACAUUCAUCCUAGGUGACAAUAUAUCGUCUAAACCUGCAUCAGAUGGUUUGUUUCUUUUUGGGAAGGAGUUGCCUGCUUCUCCCAUGCGCAAGCCUCUACAAUCGAAUCACAAUACCAGAUCUGACGUUACACAAAAAGGCAGCGCAAAGGAUCAGUCAGGCUUGAGGCAUAUGACGACAUUCAGUUCUUUCGACGGCCCUAAAGGGCGUGAAAUCCAAAAGGUUCCUGUCGGCACAAAGAGCAUGCUAACAGCUCUGUUUAUCAAGCACAAGUCAGUCAAGAUGAAAAAGAUCUCAGCCAGAUGAUCCUCUUUUGCUCAUGUAAUGCCAAGGGAUGUAACUGUAUGUAGAGUAAACUCGUUUGUUCUUUUCAUCUCAGAAUCUGUAACAUGUUAUCCUGCUGAUGAUCUAAAUGUAAGAUUUCAUAACAGAAUA
This is a messenger RNA of Lolium rigidum, 1032 nucleotides long. RefSeq names its product probable protein ABIL4. Bases 1 to 903 code for a protein of 300 amino acids. The transcript has 9 exons. The record is from RefSeq and is a predicted model, not a curated record. Lineage: Eukaryota; Viridiplantae; Streptophyta; Magnoliopsida; Poales; Poaceae.